Molecule: messenger RNA, 932 nt
Organism: Rana temporaria (common frog)
Lineage: Eukaryota; Metazoa; Chordata; Amphibia; Anura; Ranidae
Product: trypsin-like
Exons: 5
Coding region: 72-803 (243 amino acids)
Biological process (GO): proteolysis
Molecular function (GO): serine-type endopeptidase activity
Source: RefSeq, a predicted model, not a curated record
GGGGGGUCCUGGUAAAACAUAUAAAUACCUACAUUAUUAGCAACAAAUUGUUCACUGGUAAAAUCAACACCAUGAAAUUCCUUCUGAUCUGUGUGCUCCUCGGGGCAGCUGCUGCCUUGGAUGAUGACAAGAUCGUUGGAGGAUAUACCUGUGGCGCCUACUCUCAGCCCUGGCAGGUAUCUCUGAACUCCGGAUAUCACUUCUGUGGUGGAUCCCUCAUCAACUCCCUGUGGGUGGUCUCUGCUGCUCACUGCUACAAGGCGAGCAUGCAAGUCAGACUCGGAGAGCACAACAUCGCUGUCUCUGAGGGCACCGAGCAGUUCAUCAACUCUGCCAAGGUCAUCAGAAAUGCUGCAUACAACUCCAGAACCCUGGACAACGACAUCAUGUUGGUCAAGCUGGCCUCUCCCGCCACCCUCAACUCCUACGUCAAGAGCGUGCCUCUGCCCGGUGGUUGCGCUGCUGCCGGCACCAACUGUGUGAUCUCCGGAUGGGGCAAUACCCUUAGCAGUGGAACCAGCAUGCCUAACCUCCUGCAGUGUGUGAACGCCCCCAUCCUGACUUCCGCCCAGUGCAGCAACGCCUACCCCGGAGAGAUUACCGGCAACAUGAUCUGCGUUGGCUACCUGGAGGGAGGCAAGGAUUCCUGCCAGGGUGACUCUGGUGGCCCCGUGGUGUGUAACGGACAGCUCCAGGGUAUUGUCUCCUGGGGAUACGGCUGUGCCCUGAGGAACUACCCCGGUGUCUACACCAAGGUCUGCAACUACAACUCCUGGAUCGCCAGCACUCAGGCUGCCAACUGAACUUUCAACUGAAAUACUUAUUCAGAUCAUUCUAUUCUCUGCUUCUAGAAUACAUCAAAUGAUGUGCUAGGCUCAGACUUUACACCUACAUUCUGUAAUGACCGAAUAAACAUAUUUCUUUAUAUAAAA